GUUCCAUUUCCGACAACCAUCCGAAUCUCAACAACCACGCGAAAAUCUCCCAAGACUCGAAGAUUCAGUCUCCGCCCAACUUCGCGGUUAAAUUGAUUGACCUCUCGUGUUCUUUACGACAAACAGUGAGUUUCCCCCCUUCUUCUCUACGCAAGAUCUCCAUCUCGUCACCAAUCGUCCUUCAUAUUUUCGACGUCGGCGCAAAAAAUCAACGAUCUCUCUUUUCUAACAAUCGUUCGUCGCAGAAAAUCAUUCAAGAUGAAGCACCUCGCCGCUUUCCUCCUCCUCGGCCUCGGUGGCAACACCUCCCCCUCUGCCAAGGAUGUCAAGGCCGUCCUUGAGUCCGUCGGUAUUGAGGCUGAUGACGAGCGCCUGAACAAGCUCAUCUCCGAGCUCGAGGGCAAGGACAUCAACGAGCUCAUCGCUGAGGGCUCCAGCAAGCUUGCCUCCGUUCCCUCUGGUGGCGCUGGUGGUGCCGCCGCUGCUUCCGGCGGUGCUGCUGCCGGUGGUGCCGCUGAGGACGCCCCCAAGGAGGAGAAGGAGGAGGAGAAGGAGGAGUCCGACGAGGACAUGGGAUUCGGUCUCUUCGACUAAAUACCCCUCUCACGCCCUCGCCUCAUCGAAGAAUAUACGCAGCAAUCGGCCGACGUUUUCACAAGUCAUUGACAUGGGGAAAUCUCUCUUGGGUUGGGCUUCGGCACACGUUUGUGUAGGAACACCUGCUAGGUUCGGUCAAAUAAAAAGCUCGCUGGUUCUUUGAACAA
Colletotrichum scovillei is the source of this 764-nucleotide messenger RNA. RefSeq names its product 60S acidic ribosomal protein P2. NCBI's taxonomy places the organism in Eukaryota, Fungi, Ascomycota, Sordariomycetes, Glomerellales, Glomerellaceae. Gene Ontology annotation, cellular component: ribosome; cytosolic large ribosomal subunit. The transcript has 2 exons. Bases 259 to 594 code for a protein of 111 amino acids. The record is from RefSeq and is a predicted model, not a curated record. Gene Ontology annotation, biological process: cytoplasmic translational elongation; translation. Gene Ontology annotation, molecular function: structural constituent of ribosome.